Sphaerodactylus townsendi is the source of this 1224-nucleotide messenger RNA. RefSeq names its product antithrombin-III-like. Gene Ontology annotation, molecular function: DNA-binding transcription factor activity, RNA polymerase II-specific; RNA polymerase II cis-regulatory region sequence-specific DNA binding. Gene Ontology annotation, biological process: regulation of transcription by RNA polymerase II. Bases 145 to 1224 code for a protein of 359 amino acids. Gene Ontology annotation, cellular component: nucleus. Lineage: Eukaryota; Metazoa; Chordata; Lepidosauria; Squamata; Sphaerodactylidae. The transcript has 4 exons. The record is from RefSeq and is a predicted model, not a curated record.
UGACUUGGUUCUGGCUGAACAGAGAAGACAAGGGGGACUCCUACCAACAGAAAUGGUCUUCAUCUAAAGCCAGGAAGCCAGCCUCUUGCUCUUGUGUACCCUAUUCCACCAGAGAGAGAAGGGAAGAGCACAGAGAUAAGGAAGAUGCAUCUGUUGUUGUUUCUAUUCGUCUGCAUAUGGUCUGCUGUAGCUCCUCAGCCCCGCUCAGUGGAUGAUAUCUGCACUGCCAAGCCACGGGAUAUCCCAGUAAACCCAAUAUGCAUCUACCGUAACCCAGACAAAAAAACCCCAGAAGGUGUGAGUGAAGGGCCUGAGGAGGAGAAAAUCCCUGGCUUUACCAACCCCCGUGUCUGGGAGCUAUCCAAGGCCAAUUCCCGCUUCGCUGCUCUCUUCUACAAGCGCUUGGCAGACUCAAAGAACGACAAUGAGAACAUCUUCAUGUCCCCUCUCAGCAUCUCCACAGCCUUUGCCAUGACCAAGCUUGGGGCUUGUGGCAGCACUCUGGAGCAACUCAUGAAGGUUUUCCAGUUUGACACUAUUUCAGAGAAGACAUCAGACCAGGUCCACUUCUUUUUUGCCAAACUGAACUGCCGGCUGUACAAGAAAGCGAACAAAUCCUCAGAGCUGGUGUCGGCCAACCGCCUGUUCGGAGAGAAGUCCCUGCUCUUCAACGAGACUUACCAGAACAUCAGUGAGGUGGUUUAUGGAGCGAAACUUUGGCCUUUGAACUUCAAGGUAGAAGAAUCUGCAAUAGUUGGAGUGAGUGGCUAUGUCGAAUAUCUCCGUGAACAAGAAGUAUCUGAACGGUGGUUUCGUUACAACCCACGCCUCACCUGCAUCUACUGCGCCAAAUCUUUCAACCAGAAGGGCAGCCUGGACCGGCACAUGCGACUCCACAUGGGCAUCACUCCCUUUGUUUGCCGGAUGUGUGGCAAAAAGUACACCCGCAAAGAUCAGCUGGAGUACCACAUUCGCAAACACACAGGCAACAAGCCCUUUCACUGUCAUGUCUGUGGGAAGAGCUUCCCCUUCCAGGCCAUCCUUAACCAGCACUUUCGUAAGAAUCACCCCGGCUGCAUGCCUCUGGAGGGGCCGCACAGCAUCUCCCCAGAGACCACUGUUACCUCACGGGGGCAGACGGAGGAAGAGUCUCCGCUUCGGGAGGAAGCUGGGGCUGUGGGGGAGACAGCACAGGGAUCUGUGUCCACCACUGGGCCAGAUUGA